AUGUAGUAACUCCACACACACACACAUACAGUAGAAGUUAUCAUAAGGUGCAGUUCUCUCAACAAAUAUAAAGUGGACACUUUCUUUGGAUUUGAAACAGUAAUUAUUGAAAUUAAUUAUUUUCAAGAACUACAAUAAUCUUGAUUGGCGUGAGCUUUUAGGGUAUUCUUAAAUGUACAUGUACACAUGCAUGUACAUUUAGUAUUAUAAGUACGACGUUUGAGUGGAAUAUGCUAAUGAAAUAUUCUGCCACAAACCUUAUAAUGUGAUUUUUUGCAAACCCUAAAAAUGCUAAGUAAAACAUGCUUUUAUCAGUUCCACUGUAGUAUAUAAAAAAUGCUAUAGUAAAACAUGCUUUCAUCAGUUCCACUGUAGUAUAAAGAUAAAUCUAAUAGUAGUUGUAUAGCUGCUAGAGUUGUAGUGCUUUAUAGUGCUGAGUGUAUAUAUAGCUUAUUGAGUAGGAGAUUUUUCAACUGCAGUUCCUUUUUCUUUCUUUCUCUCAUAAUGACAGCAUUCCUGUAUUUGUGUAUAGUCUUGCAGCUCCUUCACCUCACUGUUGCAAUUGUGUCCACUGCCCCCACUGUCAGUUUUGAGUCUUCUUCUACAGUCAUCACUGAAGGAACUAGUGCUGAAGUUUGUCUUACAAUCACUGGAACUGUUUUUGUUCCAAUUACUGUGACACUUACAGCUACACCUGGCACAGCAGAUGCUUCUGACUACACUGCAUCUACUGCAGUAAUAGUUAAUCCUGGUGAUUCUAGAGUUUGUGCAACUGUAACUGCAAUACAAGACAAUGUCGAUGAACCUGAUGAAACCAUUAUAUAUGCUGUACACUCAGGAUCGGGUUACACAGCAGGAGGAAUUAUGUAUCAUUUACUUACCAUAACUCCUCCACCUCCUUGUCCUUGUAAAGAUCGCAUUGCUACAUUAGCUUGUAAGUAUAUGGAGAACAAUGGAGAAUACCUACCAAUGCCUUGCCGAGAGCUUCUUGAAAACAAUCCAUAAUUAAUUAUCA
Messenger RNA from Amphimedon queenslandica, 1015 nucleotides. RefSeq lists its product as uncharacterized. Gene Ontology annotation, biological process: cell communication. Lineage: Eukaryota; Metazoa; Porifera; Demospongiae; Haplosclerida; Niphatidae. The transcript is spliced from 3 exons. Gene Ontology annotation, cellular component: membrane. The coding region runs from base 505 to 1005 and encodes 166 amino acids. The record is from RefSeq and is a predicted model, not a curated record.